CGUAAUAAGGAAACGGAUUAAUCCGGUAUUCACAGCAUGACCCGCAUGAUGUGCGGUUUGUGCACUCCCAUCGUAAAAACCCUAUAAAAACGACACUUUUGUUCAGGUUUAAAGUGUAACGGAUGGGUUAAAGUAAGGCCUGUGUUUAUUCUGGACAAACAUGCAAAGCUGUUUAAAAAAGCAACAGACAUAACAUUUUUCAAUUGUUAGUAGUGUUUUUCAGUCUUGAAAGCCUUCUUUUGCCAUCAAGGGAGUUAACGCCAAGCGGAGAGCAUCGAGUGGGGGUCCCAAUGUUGUGUCAAGUGAUUGGCUGAAUUUGCCUCAGAGGACGUUUGUAGCCCCAGACUGGAAGGUAUUUCCUGAUUGGAUGCUGCGAGCGCUGUGGAUCGCAGGCAUGGCCAUUCGCUGGCAGUGUGAGAGCAGGGACUGCGUUUCAGCCCAACGACUUGUGGAGUCUUGGAAGCUAGGGUUCAUUUAGUGAACUAAGACAGCUACGGCCAUGUACUCUCUUGGACUACUGGUCUCCGUUAUUUUCACUGCUCUCGUUCUACGACACGGUGAUUGCCUUCAGAUGGACCUACAGCUCUGUAAUCCUGAAUGCACCGCAUCCUCAUCCUCUGACACCACAUACCAGAGAGGGAUAAAAUACACCUACAGAUACAGCACAACGAUAGCCACUACGCUACAAUUCGUCUCCUCAGGCAGAAACGGACUGGCUCUUGACUGUGUCGUGGAUGUAGAUGUGAUUUCCAAGUGUCACCUUUCGAUGCAGAUCAGAAAUCCACAGAUUAAGCGUCUUUCUCCGCAGAAGGAACAUUCAGUGCAACGCCUCAAGAGUUUAAGGGAGUCGCUGGAGAGGAGUCGCCUCAAGUUCUCCCUCCAGCAGGGAAAGGUCACGGCCCUCUGUCUGCAAGAGGGGGAGCAGGUGUGGACGCUGAACAUCAAGAGAUCUCUACUGAGCAUGCUCCAGACCUCCCGUACCGCCAAGAAGCAGGAAGUCGUUGAGGAGACGGAUGUGUACGGGACUUGUACUACUAAAUAUGAGAGAAGAGGGUCUCUACUGGUGAAGACAAGGAACAUCAGACAAUGUCACCACGAUCGACUGGCAGGCUUCUGGCCACACUCCAUCUCUCUGACCAAGGACACGACGUUGGACUCCAAUCUCCAGUGUACCCAGCGACAUGGGACUACAGUGAUGGAGGAGGUCCGCUGCACGGAGACCGUCUCUGUGGUGCCGUUGUCGGGGUCAAUGGGAGUGGUGACGACCCAGACCAACUCCACCCUGAUUUUGCUCAGAGCCCUGGAAGGCACACCCUCAGGAGCUGAUAUGCUGGAUCCAGGUGUCCUGACCGAUCUUCGGUUUGUGGAAGAGGGGACAGAGGGGUCGAUCCGGCGUGGUCCCCCCGCCCUCCAGGAAGCCUCAGACACCGUGAGAAGGCUGUGCACUCUCGCAUCUGACCAGCAUCAGGCCUCGGAUCUGUUCCUUCACUUGGCAUUCCAACUGAGAGCCUUGUCCAUGUCCCAGCUCAGGACUCUGUGGCAAGAUGUUUCCUUCAAGUGCCGAAACGACUGGCAGCCUCUCUUGGAUGCCCUACCGGCGUGCAGCUCAGAGGAAUGCAUCAUCCUCCUGACAGACCUAAUCCAGAAUGAGGACAUAGAGGAGGAGAGGGCUCACUCCUUUCUCUCCACCAUCGCCCUCAUCCCUUACCCCACACCACACAUCAUCCACUCCGUCAAUGCCUUGCUGAAGGCACCUAAGGUGAGGGCCAAGGCCCUGUUGACCGGGUCCGUCCUGGUCCAUGUUCUGUGUCAGAGGACCGGGUCUCCCUGCGGUGUCGUCCCCCAGGUCCAGGCCUUCGUACAGGCCCUGAAGGACUCCCUGGGGGAGGACUGCGGAGGAGGGAACUCGCCGGUCCCUGAGCUGCUCCACACGUUGAAAGCAGUGGGAAAUGCCGGCUUGGUAGCCUCCUCUCUCAUCCCUCAGCUGAACGUCUGUAUCCAGAGCCACUCGACGCCUCUGGAGUUUCGACUCACCGCCGUACAAGCAUUCAGGCGAAUCCCCUGUAAUGCCGACAGGGGGUCUCUGCUCCAGCUGUACCGUGACCCCCUGGAAGACGUGGAGGUCAGGAUUGCCGCAUACCAGCAGGUCAUGCGCUGCCCUGACCCAGACAUGCUGAACGCAGUAAGGACAACUCUGAGACACGAGAUCUCCAGCCAAGUGGGCUCGUUUGUGUGGAGUCACCUGACCCAGGUCCUGAGGACAGAGGACCCCAUGAAGCAGGCUCUGUUGGAGGCACUGCCUGAUGACAUCAUCACUAAAGACUUUGAGGCCGAACUCUGGAAAUACUCCUCUUAUUCAGAUUACACAGUGGACUCGGGACUUGGCAUUGCAAAUAUGGAGGGAGCCUUAGUUUUUUCCCCAAAGUCGUUUGUGCCCCGCUCUGCCAUGGCAAACCUAACUGUCCACGUCCAUGGAAGAGCGUUCAAUCUAAUGGAGGUUGAUCUUCGAGUGGAGAACAUGGAACCUUUUCUGAAACAACUUUUUGGCCACCAGUCAGCUUCUCCUGACAAAGACUCCACCGCUCCGUAUGAACAUGAGGAUGAAGAGGAAUCUAAGAUGAAGGAAAGAAGAAAAAGAAAAUCAGAUGAUGUAGAUAAAGAACAGAUAAAACAGAGGAAAAGGAGAAAAGCUGAGCAAACAGAAGACGAUGGAAGCCAGAACGGAAAGCAUGGUUGCUCGUCUAGCAUUAACAGUUACCUCAAUCAAGCCAGGACAGUGUUCUCAGGAGGGAGCCCGGAGAAGACGAGGUCACGAUGUUGGUUCGGUGUCAAGGUGUUCGGCAACGAGCUGAGCGUGUUGACCUGCGACGACCUCUACGCCCAGUUGAAGGGGCUGUCACUCAACAUGGCCGGGUUCGCCGUCAGACUGCUGAAGGGCCAGGAGGUGCAGCUCCAUCACAGGGCGGUGCUGAUGACAGAUGAACUGGUCCUGCCCUCUCUGUCAGGCUUGCCCAUUAGACUGGGCAUCAACAUGACCUCCCUCCUCUCACUGCGUCUGAAGGGCAGUGCCGACUACAAACACUGGUCCCACUUCUCCCUGGCAGGCCAUGUAAAGCCAAUGGCCUAUGUGGGCCUGUCAACCCGCAUGGGGGUGGAUGGGGCCCUGGGUAGGGCUGGACUGGAGUGGGCCACAGAUAUCAGGACCUCCAGCAGCCUGGACGGGAGUGUGUAUCUACAGGAGGGCCACGACCUAAGAGUGGUCCUUAACACGCCCGAAGACAUCAUGGACAUUGUCACUCUCAGCUCCAGGAUAAUUCAUGUGAAUGGAGAUCACAGAGAGGAGAUGAGAGGCUCCAAGAAUCGUGUGGAGAGAACCACCUGCACCCCAAAAACAUGGUCUAAGAUGGUGGGUUGGCAGCUGUGCUCCAAUGUCUCCUUCCCCUUGUCUACCACGGGGCUUUCCUUCCCCCCCCCCGGGCCUGCACAUUUCUCCCUCAGGCUGCUGAAGCUGGAUAGAGGCCUUCACCAGUACCUGCUGGAGGCGGCCUAUUCCCUGUUGACACAGAGGGGCUCCUGGCUUCCCAGAGAGGCCUCCCUCCACCUCCUCCUGUCCACCCCCCAGUCCUCCAUCCCGCGGGACCUGUCUCUAGACCUGGCCUUCCAGCCCGAUAGGCUGCUUUUCAGGAUUAGUCACCCACUCAAGACUGUCACCAUCCAGGGACAACUUGACCAAGUGAGGAAUAUGUGGACCGGCAAACUUGAGCUUCUGAUAGACAAUGUUCAUCACUGCUAUAUCCUGGGACUGAUUGAUGCCCAGACCGUCCUCUCAGAGCGGAGGCUGCGCUAUCAUCUAGAAGCCAAAGUGGCCACAGAGAGCCGUCCCAUGGUCCUUUCUGCUAACAUCACCCACGGACUCGGCAGAAAGACCAGCAUGUCUGCCACUCUGCACAACGUUUUCAGAGAAGCCGCCUCCCUCUCUGUGGUUCUGGAGCGGAGGCAGAAUGACGGGCCGAGGCAGUACUCCAUUGAAGCGGAGCUCCUGCUGCCUGGAGUGCUGGGUGGCCGGAUCCUGGGGCUGAUGGAGCAGAAGGGCUCGCUGCGAAGCUCUGCGCUGAGGCUCAAAUAUGGCCUGGGAGAGGACGCACGCCUCCUCCGUCAGGAGUGCCACACAGCCCAGAGCCUGAGGAGUGACACGGAGCCCAAUCAGACAUACCAUACGAGUUUCGAACAUGAGUUCUACUGCUCCAACACCGCCGCUGUUAACCACAAGGUCCACCUGAGGCAUGAGGAGAGCCCAAGUCACACCAAGUCCAGUGUGGACGUGAGCUAUGGGAAACACUGGGAUCAGAUCAACAACAAGCGCCGGCUCCACCUCAGCCAGUCCUUCAGGAACCAGUCCAGACACAACCUCACCAGCUAUGCCCUUGAGUUCAGCCUGCAGGUCCCAGAGAGGUAUUUGAACUACAGGACCCAGCUCCUGCAUUCACACCUGAGGCAGAGAGGAGUGGAGAGCAGAACCCACCUCAGAGUCAACUACAACGAUGAGACGCCCCUGGUAGCUGGACUGUACUGGAAAGCCGCCACCAAAGCCUUUCUGAGGAAAUGUGAAGGCACGUUUAACCUGGACAGCCCCUGGCUAUAUGUACACACAACCCACAAGCUGAGCCAGCCACAGCGCCACACCUACCAGGUGACCUCUGAACUGACGGCUCGCAGGGGGCUGACCGUCCCUAACCUCACGCUGGAGGGAUAUUAUAAGGACAGGAACAAGGACGUAGAGGCCCGCUUACACCUCUACACACCUGCUGUCACCUACCUCAAGGCGAGUGGCUGGGGGGUGAUGGGUAAGCGGGGCCUGAAGGCUUCUUGUGCCCUGUCCUCUGCGUGGAGCCCUGCCCUGAGAGGAGACCUCUCCCUGGAGGACACCAAACAGGGCCGGACCCUGCAGCUGACCUCCGGCUAUGGCCAGCACAACCUCAGUCUCUGGGCAGAACUGACCACGGUGGAUAAGAAAUUGAUGAGGAGGAUGGUGACGAUGAAGAUGAGCUUAUCGGAGCCCAAAAGCCCAUCGUUUGAGUUGGAGCUGGAGGGAGGAGUGGAGGAGCUGAGGAAGGACAAACUCAUUUAUCAGAAGAGAGUUGUGUUACUCCUUCGACAGCCGUUCCAGAACUUUCUUCAGUUUUUCCUUCUCCAGGAGACCUUCACCAUCAACCUCCACAAGGGCCUUUACAUCCUGGAGUCCAAAGCCCGUCUCUUUGGGAACAGGGAAGCCAUUCAUACUGUCACCCUGGGAUACAAGCAACCCAGGCUUUUUAUGUGCUCUUCACUGACCCACCCUUUUGGUUCUGAGCUCAUCCCCCAUGACUCCGAAGUCUGUGUCAUCGUGUCCAGCAACCAGACACAGAGAGAGGUGCGUGGCAGGCUUCGGGUCGGAAAGAAGGACAAACUGACGUUCCAUGGACAGGUGCAGCUUAACCCUGCAGAUUCACCACAACGCGGGGUCAAAGUUCGAGCAAACCUUACCCACCUGCUCCAGUUGAAGCUUCCCUCAUCUGCUGUAGUGGAGGGAGUCGUGUCCUGGAAUCUCCAAAACAACGGUGUGUUUGGUUACCUAGCAAGAGGGAAGGCUGGGAUUGAACAGCAACACUGUCAAUUUUCUAUUAAUCUGAAUGGAUCGUCAGACAGGGUUGACCUGUAUUCCUCUCUAAGUCACCCCUUCCAGUCUAAGAUCCCAAACACAUUGGAGGCCCAGCUCACUGCAGACCAGUCUACAAUGCCUGGCAGGGUUAGCAGCUCUCUGUGGGUGAGGGCUGAUGGGAAGAACAGAGCCUUGCUGGAGGCCCAGGUCUCCCACUCCCUGAUGGGGGGUACCAGAGGCCUGUGUGGGCAGAUGAAAGUGCUCCAGAGUCUGCUGCCUGCUGUAGCCACUGAGCUGAACUUCAGCAUGUCUGCCAACAUCUCCUCAGAUAGACUCUCCAUGCAGGGUUCGUGCCAGCAGGGAGGCCAUGUCCUGCAGGCCCGGGUGGAUGGGACACUGGAGCAGUCCGCAGGUUCCCCAGUGCUCCGAAUGGCUCUCGCAGGGGACCUGAGGCACUCCUUACCCAGCCUCGCUGCUCUGCCUCGCGGCCUGAGUCUGGAAGGGGCCCUGGGGCAGUCAGACUGGCUUACUGAAGGGCAGCUGAGAGUGACAGUGAACCAGGCUGUUUACAGUGUGGAGCUGAGUCAUGAGCAGGACCCCGGACACCCCUGGGAAGAUAAGGAUGGCAUGCUGGGAAAAGAGAUGGACGGGGCCCGCGAUUGGCUGUGUGUUCGAGCAGACGAGGAGACAUUGUGUGUGAACCUGAGCCGCCGACUGGACAGACCAGGGAAAGGUGGAGUCAGUGGCCAGUUAUCUCACUCAUCCCUUUGGCUCCACACUGCCGGCAUACCAGAUAAGAGCAGUGCUCGGGUGAGUUGGACCCGGGAGGAGGACAGACUCACAGCGUGGGUGGAGCUAAAGGUCGGAGCUCAGGGCCUAAAGGCUGAGUUGGAGGCGGUCAGAACUGGCUUGGCCUACCCACGAUGGGAGCUCCAAACACAGCUACAGCAUCAAUGCAAGGCCCUGGUCCAGAGAGGCCUACCCAGGUCCCUGCAAGCUACAGGCCAUUACCAGGAUAAGCCAGAGGUUGUGAGUUCAGGGUUGGCUGUUCAGGUGGACAAACAGAGAACAUUGACCCUGCUAGUGGAAGCUGCUCGAGCCAAUAAAACGGCCAGUCUUACUGUGUCUCUGCUGCACCAUCUGAUGCACCUCAAAGGAGUGAUACCUACAUCAUUACAGAUGAGCUGCACAGCAGAUGCCGCCAUAGCUGCUGCUAACGGCCGCCUCGCGGCCCAGUGCUCCGGAAGUGUGGCUGGUCCACCCAUGGAGCCUCUCCUCCCUCUGAACUUCUCAGUGAACACCUCCUUGGUCCAUUCCGGCUGCGCCACGCGUCUGGACACAUACCUUCACACCCGAGGAGAGAGGACGGGGGCCGCCAGCCUGGCCGUGACCUCCUGCCUCCCCCGGCUCAGCUUUAGGAGCUCCAUCCGCCACUCCCUGGGGGAGCUCCAGGCCCUGGGCCUCCCUCUUCACGCUGCCCUGGUCCUGGGCAUCUCAACCGGGGACCGGCCUGGUGUGGAGCUGGAAUUGGGCCGGUGCCGGAUCAGGGCUGAUUCCAGGGAAAACGAGGCUCGCUGGGUGUUCAAUGUGACCCACCACUGCCCGGCAUUACAGAGUGCAGGACUCCCUGUGUCACUGGCGUUCCACGGCCUCCUCUCAGUGGUCCCAUGUCAACUGGUCCUACACUGCACCCUGAAGAUGGACAGCGGUAAUCUAACCCUGGAGCUGGACCAGUCAUGCAGGCCGGCAGCACACCUCUCAGGCUCCCUGGCACACUCCUUCCCGGGCCUCUGGGCCCGGGGCCUCCCCCGGAAAACCAGCAUAGAGGCUUCGGCUCCGGGUGGCCGCGAAAGGGCCGGGGCCCUGCUGAUAACGGCCGACUCGUGUCAGGUCAGAGCCAAAGGAGACCUGGGCCCUAAUGGAAGGACUCUGUUGCUGUGGGCUACUGAGUCAGACUGUCCCUUGAUACAGGGCCUUGGCCUCCCCUCCCAGGUCCGUCUCAACGGCUCAGUGGGUACAGACGACCGGAGCGUCUGGACGGCCAUGUUGGACGCGAGCGUGUACGGACAGCAGACUGGUUCCUUGAGGCUGACCGCUGGGGCGGGGCCUGGGCCGAGCUUGGAGGGACUCCUCAGUCACAACCUCACGGUACUGGCCUCACUACCGGACCAGAGUAAGGUGGUGGUCACCACCGGGGGUGGGGCAGACUCACAGGGUUACGGUGCAGAGGCGUGGCUACAGCUGAGGGGUUGUGUCGUGAGUGGCUCUGUGACGGUGAGGACGGGACAUCACCUGCAGGGGGCAGCAGUGUACCACACCAACUGCACUGCGCUGCAGAAAUGGGGCAGCCCACAAAAGAUGAAAGCUGCUGCUUCAUUGGCCAUCACCCAAACACUAUUAGACGCCAGCAUCUCUACGACAACGGAUGACAGGGAACUGCAGGCUUUGAUAGCCCUGAGGAACACAAAGGGUAGGCAGGAAGUGUCAGCCUUUCUCAACCACUCUGUGCCUCGGCUACAAAGGGUGGGCCUCCCCGACAAUGCUACCAUGGCAAUGCUUUUGGAGAGCCAUGGCAACGGCUCCUACCACUGGCUCCUGCACUGCUCCGGUGGUAGCCAGCAGUUGCUUGAAGAGGUGACAGUGGACAGCACUGGGGUUAUAACAGUGGAGAGUCAUGUCAACCACACUAUGGACAUCUUGAGGAACUGGGGACUGUCAGAGAACAACAGUGUACAGAUAGUGCUUGGUUCAGGGGAGGUGAAGAACCUGACAGUCUCAUCCCAGUUCGGAGCUCGAUUAGCAGGACUGAAGCUUCAGCUGAAGGAGGGUCCCAUGACUACUGACCUGACAGGAAACCUGUGGCACAAUUGGCACUGGCUUCAAGAACGAGGGAUCCCACCAACAAUGGAGGUCCGAUGCUCUGUUCACGGGGUCCUGUCUGAGCUGCGGUCCGGGGCUCACGUCUUCGUGGACGGACACAGGCUGCUGGCAUCUGGCCUCAAUAUCAGCCUGGGCGAAGGUCGUGUGGCCGCACGGCUGUUUCUGACCCCUCCCUCCUCACUGCGUACAAACCGGCCCCACAGCCUGGACUCCGCCCUAGACUCCGCCCUAGACUCCACCCUAGACUCCGCCCUAGACACCGCCCUGACUGCCCAGUUAACAGGGCCCAUGAGGGGGGUGUCACUGGACUGGAAGGGUGUGGGGAGACGGGUGCUGGUGGUCGGGGACGUGAGGGGCUGGGGGGCCCCUGGAGGCUCCAGGGAAGCCAGAGCCACGAUACACCACAGCUUCCAGGGACACACCAGACCUGUUCUACAGGUCGAGGCCUGGGGAAGACUGACUGACUCUCAACUCAGAUGCUCUGUAGCUGUGAACCCCGAGCUCAGCUCCUCUGUGGCGCUCAUCGUCCAGGGACACCACCUGCCCGACAGUAAGGAGUUGAUGAUGAAGGUGGUCCAGACUGUUCCACACUCGAAACCUUACCUGCCCACGCAGCUCAACGUCACAUCUCAGUUGAAUCAGUCACGCUCCAGUGCCAAUGGUCUGCUUGAGCUGCGCUCAGACUCCAGGGUCAGGGGGCAGGCAGAGCUGCGCUCAGACUCCAGGGUCAGAGGGCAUGCGGAGCUGCAUUCAAGCAGGAGGACGUUCUCGGCUCGGUGGGAGCUGAGGGUCACGGAGGGGGGCUACCGCCAAGCUAUGGAGCUCAACCACACAUACCCACAGCUGAAACCUCUGCCCCGGAACAUGGCUUCAACGACGUGGUAUGAGACAGCCAACUGGAGCCACCGGCUGCGGCAUGAAGCCGAGUGGGCCGGUCAGACGUUCAGCGUGGCGGGGCUCUGCGACACACCUCCAACACCGGACCUGGGAGACCACGUACUGAGGGUUCAGAUUGCCUCCGUGCCCCAGUGGUGUACUCUGGACCUGGCCAUAGAGCGCUCCCCCCGGGCCGGACUGGACAGCGCCGUGCUGGGCUGGAACAGACACGGGCAGCGGGAAGAGGUCAGAGCUCUCUGUUCUUGGAGGGAUGUGGUGGCAGGCAGCGAGAUGACAGUGGAACUGAGACAGCCGUUCACCAAGACACUCUCCCAAAUGUACCUCCACACACUCUCCAACACCUCCACCACAGAGCAACGGAGCAACCAUCAGGCCCUUGUCUCCUGGAACAGUGGGUCACCUGUGAACGUCUCCCUCACCCUCAGCCAGCAGUGGCAGGACAACUCCAGCAGGGGGCAGGCUUGUGCCCGCUUCUCAACUGCACAGGCUGUAGCCCCUUCCCCAUUGGCUGUUGAAGGCUGUGUCUCGGUGGCCAAGGAAGUGAAUACUUACUCCCAGAAUGCCGAGCUGAAGUGGGAGGAAAAGAGCCUUAGACAAGGCUUUAACUACCAGAGGAGUGCCACAGGACUCCACACCGUGCAGCUGGAGGCUGGGGCAGAGAACGUGUCGCCGGCCCCCUGUCCCUCACACACCUUCCUGGGCCAGAUCCACACCAACCUCAGAGACAAGCUGGAACAUCACCUGCUGGUGGGCAUCUGCCCCCCACAUCUGUCUCUUGGCUGGUCUGGGCACUACAGAGUGAACUCGGGAGCGGAGCUUCUCUACACAAAAAGUAAUCUGUCUGUGACUGGCCAGCCCCCCUGCAGCCUGACCCUGGCUGUCACCAACUACUCCAGCAGCCACAGUACCAACACAUCCGUGGUGGCGGAGACUAAGGUAGGUAACCUGAGUAUGGAGGUGGGGGUCAGUGUCCUGUCCUCUCUGCGUGGUCUGGGGCUGCAGAUCCAGGCCAGAUUGGACCGCAAUGAGCAGGUAUGGCUGAAGGGGGCGCUAGAGGGACGCUGUCUACACACCACAGCCGGCUAUAGAGACGCGAUGGGAGCAGAUGAAGCCCUCUCAGGGGCAUUGUGUCUGGGGGACCGGCGGAGGUUAGGCCUCACCUUUGAAGUACUGAGACUAGAGGGCGGGACUCAGCUUGAGUCACUCACAUCCAUCUCGUUGGGCACAGCCAAUCAGAGCCUGGCGUUACGGGCCAGAGGAUGUGAAGAGAGCCUAUGGGCAGUGGAGGCCCGGAUCCACCAUCUGGGCUCUCGGUGGAGGAAUAAGCUCUUGGAGAGAGUACAGAGGUUACAGCAGCUCCUGACGGAAUUCAGGCGCCAGUCUAAGGGCAGUGAAUUCCUCCAGGAGCUGAGCAGCUCAGCCCUCCAUUUUACCCAGAGAUCAGAGGCCAUGCUGGGGCAGAGAGAGGGAGAGGCGUGGGCCUCCUGGAGGACGAGCCGACUACGCCACGCCCUGACUAAGAGCGUACCGCACCUCCUACUCCUGCUACAGCAUGCCUCCAAGCUUGGACAGCAGGAGCUCCAGAGACCGCUGGCCACUCUAGCUGGGGCGUACCACGACGUUACAGGCCAGAGGGUAGAGUCUGUGUGGACCCACGCUGUGUCCCUCUGGAGUGCCAGACUGGUGGAGCUCCUACCGCCGCUACUGGAAAACCCUCAGCUCAGACCCCUAGCUCAGACCACCGUGACUGCCUUCAUCGCUCUCCUGGAUGUGUUGAGCCAGCAGACGGCUCUCUGGGCAGAACUGAGAUUGGCGGCAGCCUUGGCCCGCGUCAGGAGACACCUGGGUUCUGUUUACAAACUCUCUCCAAGCGACUGCUCGGUGGGCGUGUCCAUACCGCUGGCACGGGGCCAGGGGUCCAGGGUGGAGGAGGCCGGGGUGGUGGAGGUCCUCCUGGAGGAGUGGCUCCUGAGGCCCCUUCAGGCUGUCACCUCCCUCAGGCCCACUGCGGAGCUCUACCGCCUGAAGAGGAGGGUCAUGGACAGCCCGUUCCGCCACCAAGCCCUGCUGGUGGCUGGACAGUUUGUGGUGUCCUUUGACGGCCAGCUGUUGGAGCUGCCAGCCCCCUGCCCAGUCCUCCUAGCCCGCGAUGUCACUGAUGAGGACUCCUUCGCUGUGUUGCUGGGUUCAGAUGCCCGCUCACUGUUCCCUCUAGUGGUGAGGAUGUACAACAGCACUGUUGCCAUCGAGCAGAAUGGAGAGGUGGAAGUCAGUUGCCAUUCCACACACACAUCUUACAGUAACAGUGGACUUGUCGUUCACAAGGAGGCGGAUGUUGUUGAGUUGUCCAAUCAGAACGGAGCACUGGUGUCGUGUGACCUAUCCCUGGAGCUGUGUAGUCUGACUCUUGAUGGGUGGCUUCAUGGUGCCUCCACUGGUCUCUUUGGGACCAAUGACAACGAAGCAGGAAAUGACUUCACUUUGCCCGAUGGUUCCAAAGCUGACAACAUGGCUGACUUUUUUCACAGCUGGCAGACAAAUCCUGAGUGUGGCAGUGUACCACAGAAAUCAGAGCCCUGUCCUAAGAUGGCUGCCAACUCUCUGAGAUGUGACACGCUCUUCUCCGCCCAAGACUCACCACUGAGUUCCUGCUUCAGGGUGGUGGAUCCUGAACAAUUCUUAUCUGUGUGCGAGAGAAGCCGCUGUGGCUCUGUCUCGGGCCCCUCCGGAGCCCCCUGUAGGCUAGCUGCUGCUUUUGUCCACCUCUGCCAGAGAAACCAUGUCCCUCUAGAGCUUCCUGUCCAAUGCACUCCAGCCUAAGAGGCUCUACCAUGACGGAGUUACGACUGAAACAAACAACUUUUGUCUGAAGCCAAAACCCUUUUCAGUUCAUUACUGUUUUGUCUUACACCGCAUUCACCCUGUGCUACUAUUGAUCCUGUACUGUACUGUGUUUUUGAUAGUUUUACUUUGUUUCAUCAAGUUGUCUUGAUUUAUGUUGUUUAAUGUUAUUGUUUUUAUAUACCUUAUGUAAUUAAUAUUUAUA
This is a messenger RNA of Esox lucius (northern pike), 12461 nucleotides long. RefSeq lists its product as uncharacterized. The record is from RefSeq and is a predicted model, not a curated record. Gene Ontology annotation, biological process: lipid transport. Lineage: Eukaryota; Metazoa; Chordata; Actinopteri; Esociformes; Esocidae. The transcript is spliced from 74 exons. Bases 500 to 12235 code for a protein of 3911 amino acids. Gene Ontology annotation, molecular function: lipid carrier activity.